AACUUCAUUUAAAAAGAUCCCACUUUACUUUUUUAUGACAAGAAGCAGCCAUGCAACAAUUUUUUUACAGCACUUGAGGAUUCUACAAAUCCUUAAGUGCUGUAGUUUAAAGGAGAACCAUUGAAUGCUUAUAUUUGACUCAUUUGUGAACACUGUAACAAUAUACCAUCAUUACAUCUGAAAAUGAACAUCUUGAGAUUUAACACAUUGUACUAUUAAGCAGGGUAUUUGAUCAGUGAUGAACUGCACAGAGUCCAUUAGGAUUGUCAGAAGGGACAUGGAAGACAAAUCCAUCCAUAAUUAUAUUGCCUUAGGCAUUGCAUGACUUGUUAUUUAAAGCCAUGUCAAUACUAUAUACUAUACUGAAUUUUAUACUAUAUACUAUACUGAAUAAUACCUAGGUGCUACAUUCAGGGUGAAGUAUUUUUGUUUAAUGGGCCGCUUAAAUGCUCCUCAUAGUCUUAGCGUAGCCAGCCAAAUGGAGAGUUAUAAAGCGAAGACUUACUUUAGAGAGUUAUGAUUUUGGAGAUUUAAAUUUUGGCCUGGUCCAAACCACACCUCUUUUCCCAAUGACCAUGCCUAAUUUCAACUCUGCCGAUGAUUCCUAUCUCUAACAUAAGUAACUCUCUUUUUAACAGUAUAAAAAUUUUAGAGAAUCACAGAAAAUUUCUAAAAUGUUCUAGCCUUCACAAUUCUGACUAUAAAGAGAGUGAUGAUGUCAGUUUUGGAAAGUCUGUAACGUUUUUGCAAUAUUUUCCUUUAAAAAAUUGUAGUGUCAAAGUUGACAGGAAUAGAAAGUAUCUAUAAUUUAUCUGCCCCUUUCACUAAAAUGUAAGACUGAAGUUACAAAAUUUGGAGGUUUUUGGAAACAACUCUCUUCAUAAACAUAUUUGUGAACACAAAGUUAUUGCAAAUGGUACUGCAGAACCCUCAUUAUAUAUGACCUCAUGCGGAGUAAUUCUCAUUGGGAAAAAUGGGCGCCGCCGUUGUGAAGAGAGGACGAUGUUUAGGCGUGAUCUAAACUACUUUUCGGUUAUAACUCUCCUGUUAGUAACUUCCUCUUUUGCCAUACCAGAGUAUGUAAAGCAGAGUAAUGCCUAAUGUGAAUUAAGUCCCACACACACGUGUGUAUUACUUCAAGUUAUCGCAUUAUGAACACGCGCUUGAUUAAAAAUCGGAUGACACAUUGUGGUUAAGUCAAAACUUUGAAUAACAUCCCACGCAAACACGAAUGUGUUAAUUUGUUAAAACUUAAAUAACACGUGUGUGAAUGAGGUGUAAAAUUAUAGAAUUGAGUACUUUAUUUAAGCUUGAAAUUGCUUAUCUAUGUAUACAAACAUAAUUUAUCAUUCUUAACAAAAAAUAAUUUUAGCUAUAAGUUUUUCAGUUUGAAAGAGAACUUUCCAGUAGUAUUUCGUGUUUAGGACAUAUUUCAGUAUGCCCCAAAGCUAAUUAGGAUUUAAAAUUUGACCGUACUGUUUUAUAUUCCGUAAUAAUCUGGGAUUACAGACUUAAGCCAAGGCUUUAUAAGAGCCGGAUUUGCCUGAGAUAAAAACUAAGUCGUCAAAUAUAACGUAUGAGUUCACGAUCAGUCUUGGUGAAUAGGUCGUCCUAACGCUGGCUUUGUGCAGGUAUCAACUUUAUGUUGGCUUUCUGCAAUGAAAAAUCAUUGAUUGCCUGCAUCCCAAUGUAUAGGACUGCUGUACUGAUGCACGCUACACGCUAUGUCUACAUAAUUUCAUCUUUAUUUUCACGCGUUAGCAGUUCACAGAGUAAUCAACGGAAAUUCUAGUUAAAGAAUUGAUUAAAUGCGACUUCCUAAGAAAACACAGCGUUUUGUUCUAGCACAGCCCGGAUUCUGAUUUAGAGGCGUUCAAUCAUAAUCCAACAGAUGGUAGCAGCUUCGCACCAUUGUCUUUUCAGAGUUUUCUAAAUGAUGGUACAAGACUCAUUCGAAAGUGGUGUCCUGACGAAGAGAAAAUGUCCCUCGCCGUCGUCAGGAACAUCGACACCACUCUCUCUCAUCGAGAAAAUCAAACAAAGUAUGGGAUUAGAGAAGAAAUUCUUCUCGCUGGAGUUUUUCCCGCCAAGAACGCCAGCCGGGGCGGCAAACUUGAUUGGAAAACUAGAAAAGUUUUCGGCAAGCUCUCCAUUAUUUUGUGACAUCACGUGGCAUGCCGCUGGUGACCCAGGCGGUGAUAAGGAAACAAGCUCAAUGCAAAUUGCUGGUGCUGCGUUGAACUACUGUGGCGUGGAGAUUAUGUUGCAUAUUACUUGUGCGAAUGAAACGAGGGAAACUAUUACGAAGCAUUUAUACAAAGCGAAAUCAAUGGGCAUAAGAAAUAUUCUUGCUUUGAGAGGAGACCCCCCUCAUGGUGAAGAUUUUGAAGUGGUGGAUGAGAAUUUGGUGUAUGCUGCUGACCUGGUAAAACACAUCAGACAAGAGUUCGGUGAUUCUUUUACGAUUUGUGUCGCAGGUUACCCGACAGGCCAUCCUGACUGUAGUAGUUACGAGGAAGAUUUGACACAUUUAAAGGAAAAAGUUGACGCUGGUGCGGACUUUAUCAUUACCCAGCUUUUCUUUGAAGCCAAAACAUUUCUUAAGUUUGUUGAAGAUUGUCGUGAGAUUGGUAUUGAUGUACCUAUCAUACCCGGAGUCAUGCCUAUUCAGAGUUACGAUUCUCUGCGACAUCUAGUUAAACUAUCGAAACUCGAUAUACCAAAGGAAAUUCUUGAAGCAAUCCAACCAAUCAAAGACGAUGAUUUGGCUAUCCGUACAUAUGGUGUAGACUAUACCAUUAAAAUGGUCAACGAACUUUUCUCUAGUGGGCUUGUACCUGGGAUUCACUUCUAUACUUUGAACCGCGAGGUUGCAACGACUGAAAUUUUGAAACAGACUAAAUUAUGGUCACUUGAGCCACUGUACGCACGUUCGUUACCUUGGAAACCUUCAGCGAACGUGAAGCGAAUCAAGGAAGAAGUUCGUCCAAUAUUUUGGGCAUCGCGAACAAAGAGUUAUGUACAUCGCACGUCCGAAUGGGAUGAGUUUCCGAACAGUCGAUGGGGAGACUCGGCUGCGGCAUCAUUUGGUGAUCUCAGUGAUUACCAUUUGUUCUAUUUGCGAAACAGAACGAAGAAGGAGACCUUGUUAAAAAUGUGGGGUGAAGAGUUGAGUUCUGUUCAAGAUGUUUAUGAUGUCUUUGUCUGUUAUAUCAGUGGAGAGAAGAAUGUCAACGGAUCAAAGGUAACCAUGCUUCCCUGGAAUGAAGAUGAUUUGGCACCUGAGACGUCAGAGGUUUCAGAUGAUCUUGUGGAGGUAAAUCGUAGUGGAGUGUUGACUAUUAACAGUCAACCACAUGCUAAUGCUGCCAAGUCAACUGAUCCAGUUUUCGGUUGGGGAGGAGCUGGUGGAUACGUUUAUCAAAAGGCGUAUUUGGAGUUCUUCACGAGAAAGGAAGUUGUUGACAAGUUAUUGGAAGUUUUAGAAAUGGACUAUCCUGGUGUCAGUUAUCAUGUUGUUGAUCAUAAAGGGGAGAUUGACAUAAUCAGUGAAGAGUUGGCUUCCCCUGUUGCCGUCACUUGGGGAGUAUUUCCUGGCAAAGAGAUUAUUCAACCCACUGUUGUUGAUCCUGUUAGUUUCCAGAUCUGGAAGGAUGAAGCAUUUGCUCUGUGGAAACACCAAUGGGCAAGGCUAUAUCCCGAGGAAUCAAAAUCACGUGAGAUAAUCGACACUAUUCACGAUAGCUACAUGUUGGUCAAUUUGGUUGAUAAUGAUUAUGUCGCUGGGAAUUGUUUGUUUGAAGCAAUAAAGAAAGCAAUCAAGCUAGCAGAAAUGAAAAAAGAAACAAAUCUUUCCGUCGAAUCUCAUUCAAAGACACUUACGUCGGGGCAGACUAGAGUAUAACUUGUUAUAGUUGCCUAUAGAUAAAUAUAUUCAGGGGCGUAUAGGAAACAGAGGGUACGUGCCCUCCCCCCUUAAAUUUUUCAGGGGACGAAAAGUGCCCUGCAUGUAUCAGUGACAAUUGUCACGAAUGACAUCUGCUCGUGCUAAGUUCACCACUGGGCGCCAAGCACAUUAAAGUGGAAGUCUAGUCCAAACAAACGGCUCGUUUACAUUUUGAACCUCAUAUUGUCUUUAAAAUGCGACGUGCUGCAGUUUGAAUAUCUAACACAAUUUAGGUUCGAUACGCUUUUAUGGCCCGGGUUAAACAUCGCAGUUAAGUCGCGUCCAAUGCAAUUCGAACAGUGGAGCUGAAUGAGGUUUAUCACCUCAUUAUCAUCUCAUCUCAUUAUCUACAAUUUUUGAAUCGACGCGUCCAAAAUGCAUAUAUACAUAUUAAGUGUAGAAAUUAUGUUCAGAAAAAUUGAAAACAUGUCGUCACAUUGUUAUAAGCAGAACGGACUUGACUGCCACUUUAAUCAAACCAAACCGAUGCUGAUAAAAUUAAUACGCAUAACGUUCGCGUUUCUGUACCGACGAAUGCGUUUCUGUACCAUUUGUCGCAAAAAUUUGCUUGCAGCUUUUUAUUUGGACCGUUGUGGGAGGGUAGUGAACUGCACUAUAUUCAUUGAAACCCACUAUAUACAUGCAUGCAAAGUUUGACUGUAUUCAUGCAUGCAGAUAACCAUGCACACUGAUCAUGUUUUUAGCCAUAUUAUGUAAAACGUCUCAUGCAUAAGUUAUAUCAUUGUACGUAUUCACAAAUGUUGGCAUUUAUUUUAUACCAAGUGCCCAAAAUAUGGUUUAGUAUAAUUAUUAAAAACAUUGUUUUAAGUUGUACGAGUUUUAAUAAAUCUGAGAAUUGUAGCAUACGGCUUA
Molecule: messenger RNA, 4819 nt
Organism: Dendronephthya gigantea
Lineage: Eukaryota; Metazoa; Cnidaria; Anthozoa; Malacalcyonacea; Nephtheidae
Product: methylenetetrahydrofolate reductase-like
Exons: 11
Coding region: 1934-3904 (656 amino acids)
Biological process (GO): tetrahydrofolate interconversion
Cellular component (GO): cytosol
Molecular function (GO): FAD binding; methylenetetrahydrofolate reductase [NAD(P)H] activity
Source: RefSeq, a predicted model, not a curated record